AUUGAGACGUCGUUGUUUCAACGCAGACCAAAAUUUAGGUCUCAGAAAUUUGGGAGAAUCCAGAAAGAAGAAGAAGAGAGCGAAAAAUGGGGAAGACUCCGGUGAAGAUGAGGGCGGUGGUGUACGCGCUGUCGCCGUUCCAGCAGAAGGUGAUGCCCGGCCUCUGGAAGGACCUUCCGGCCAAGCUCCACCACAAGGUCUCCGAGAACUGGCUCAGCGCCACUCUCCUCCUCGCUCCUCUCAUCGCCGUCCGCAUGUAUGUGGAUAAUUACCAAGAGAAGGAGAAGCUGGCACACAGGUACUGAAUGAAGCUUUGCUAAGUUUUAAUGUACUACAAGUCACAUUUCGAAGUGUAUGAGUUUUUAUUGUUAUCGAAACCUAAACUCUAGCUCGUCGGAUUCGAAUUGGUAAUAAAUUCUGUAUGGUUGAUAUACAUUUUUACAUACGUGAUGAAUAGCGAGUGCAGUGCUUGUUGUUGAUU
Molecule: messenger RNA, 481 nt
Organism: Fragaria vesca subsp. vesca
Lineage: Eukaryota; Viridiplantae; Streptophyta; Magnoliopsida; Rosales; Rosaceae
Product: cytochrome b-c1 complex subunit 8-like
Exons: 2
Coding region: 87-305 (72 amino acids)
Biological process (GO): mitochondrial electron transport, ubiquinol to cytochrome c
Source: RefSeq, a predicted model, not a curated record